Molecule: messenger RNA, 7329 nt
Organism: Penicillium macrosclerotiorum
Lineage: Eukaryota; Fungi; Ascomycota; Eurotiomycetes; Eurotiales; Aspergillaceae
Exons: 14
Coding region: 1-7329 (2442 amino acids)
Biological process (GO): fatty acid biosynthetic process; secondary metabolite biosynthetic process
Molecular function (GO): 3-oxoacyl-[acyl-carrier-protein] synthase activity; oxidoreductase activity; fatty acid synthase activity
Source: RefSeq, a predicted model, not a curated record
AUGGGCUCUACUGCCGCUCACCAGCCGGGGGAAUUUGGAGCUCAUCCUAUUGCCAUCGUCGGCAUGUCGAUGAGGUUGCCAGGAGGUGUUCGCUCUGCUGCGGAUUUCUGGCAACUACUGAGUGAAGGACGUGAUGGAAAUUGCGUUACCCCGGAUUCGCGGUAUAACGAGGAGGGAUUCUAUUCAGAUUCCGGAGCGCAUUCCGUAAGAAUGCGACGCGGCUACUACCUUGAAGAAGACUUGGAGACUUUAGACACCUCUUUCUUUGACAUGGACGGGCUACAGCCUUCUCGGAUGGAUCCGCAGCAAAAAAUGCUCCUCCAGGUGGUAUGGGACUGUCUCGAAAAUGCUGGACAGGUCGACUGGCGCGGAAAACCCAUCGGUUGCUUUGUCGGCACGUACGGAGGAGAUUGGGAAGAAAUAGAAGUUAGAGAUGCUCAAAAUGCACAUAACUUUCAUAUGAUUGGACACGGAAAAUUUUCACUCGCCAAUGUGGUUUCUUAUGAGCUUCAUUUCAAUGGCCCUAGCAUGACAAUUGAGACUGGCUGUUCUUCUUCUAUGGUUGCUCUGCAUCAAGCAUGCCAGGCUGUUCUGCUAGGAGACUGCUCUGCGGCCAUUGUGGCUGGAUCCAAUCUGAUCUUGACACCUUCUGUCGGAAUACAUGGCUCGGGCCUUGGCGUUUUCUCCCCCUCUGGCAUAUCCAAAUGUUUUGAUGCUUCUGCAGAUGGUUACGGAAGAGGCGAAGCUGUCAAUGCAGUUUUCAUCAAGCGGCUAGAUGAUGCAUUGAGGGAUAGAGACCAGAUUCGAGCUGUCAUUCGAUCAUCUAUGGUCAAUUGCAAUGGUAGAAGCCCUGGAAUCACCACGCCCUCUGCCGAAGCACAGGAGAAGCUAAUAAGAGAAACCUACGAGCGAGCUUCGAUCAGUGAUCUCUCGCAGACUGCCUUCAUUGAGUGUCAUGGCACUGGCACUUUGGCAGGGGACCCAAUUGAAUGUUCCGCGAUAGCCAAGACCUUUUCCAAAGAAAUAUAUAUUGGCUCAGUCAAAGCCAAUGUUGGUCAUUCUGAAGGAGCAUCAGGACUUACAAGCCUCAUAAAAGCAGUUCUUUCUUUGGAGAAUAGAUUGAUACCGCCGAAUAUCCACUUCCAUCAACCGAAUCCACGAAUUCCUUGGGACAAUGGACGUCUUCGUGUCCCUAAAAGUCUUACUGCGUGGCCAAAGAAUCGAAAGGAGAGAAUUAGCGUCAGCAAUUUUGGUAUUGGGGGCUCAAACGCACAUGUAAUUCUUGAUUCGUUCUCAUCUUUCAUGCCGACCUCUUUUCUUGAAGACGGAGUGAAAAAAUCAAAGCCCCAACUGCUGGUUAUUUCUGCAAAAAGCCAAGAAGCCCUGUUAAGUCGAGAGCAGAGUCUUCUGGAGUACAUGAGCCUGUAUCCAGAUCGUCUGAGCGAUCUUACAUAUACCCUUGGUGUUCGUCGUGAGCAUCUUUCGCAUAGGGGCUUUUUAAUCAAUACGAAUGGUAUAACUCCAGAGAUAGCAGCCAUUAAGUAUUCUGUUGCCGGUCGGGCUCCUAACCUGACUUACAUUUUCACGGGCCAAGGAGCCCAAUGGGCUGGAAUGGGCAGAGGACUAAUGAAAUCCUUCAAAAGCUUCCGGGAUAUGAUCCAGUCCCUGAAUACUGUUUUGCAAAACUUGAAAAGACCUCCCUCAUGGAAUUUAGAAGUCGCACUUGCGGAGUUUGAUGGUGAUCAAAUAAACGAGCCUCAGCUUUCCCAAACUCUAUGUUGUGCAUUGCAGAUCGCAUUGGUGAGUCUCCUGGGUGAAUGGGGAAUCAAGCCCGCCGCAGUUAUCGGCCAUUCGAGUGGUGAGAUCGCAGCGUCAUAUGCUGCGGGAGCAAUCACAGCAGAGUCUGCAAUUGUUUUGAGUUACUACCGUGGUCUGCUGGUAGACGAAGAGGGCAGUAAGGGAGCAAUGGCGGCCGUUAGCCUCGGUCGAGUGCAAGUGGCAUCGUAUCUACAGGACAGUGUUGUCAUCGCGUGCGAAAAUAGCCCCAACAGCGUCACUCUAUCUGGAGAGCCCUAUCGAGUAGAGGAGGUGAUCAAGAAGAUCAAAUCAGAUUUCCCAGAUGCGCUCUGCAGAACGCUUCGUGUCAAUAGAUCAUAUCAUUCAGGUAUUGAUUCCCUUUUCAUGCCGGAAGGCGACGAGACAAAAAUCCUGCAAGCUAAACGGAAAAACUUAGGUUCUAUGACCGCCGUCGGCAAGGUAUAUGAGACCAGCAUUCGACCCUACAUCAAGACACAGAAUACAAUGAUCCCGAUGUAUUCCAGUGUGACUGGAGAAAUCAUUAUGGACCCGAAAGAGCUCAAUUCCAACUAUUGGGUUCAGAAUCUUGUGUCUCCUGUCUUGUUCUGGGGCGCCGCUGAGUCCGUCAUGCAAGAUCAUGCUAAGUUAUUUUUCUUGGAAAUUGGACCUCAUUCUGCUCUUUCAGGUCCUCUUCGCGACAUUCACAAAUCUUUGGGCGAUGUGAAGCAGGAGAUGUCAUAUGCCUCCUGCCUCAUUCGCGGCCAAUGCCAGGAGACGGCUCUCUUGACGGCAGCAGGAGAGUUAUUUCUGAGUGGCAUUCAGCUGAAAUUUGAGGCAAUUAAUGGAAGCGGGAAGCUUCUCACUGAUUUUGAUCCUUACCCUUGGAAAAGUGGAAAGGUAGAGUGGUCUGAAGGCCGAAUAACUCGAGAGUGGAGGCGCCGCAAGCACGCCCACCAUCAGCUUUUAGGUUCUCGGGCUGUAGAAUCGACACAACUUGAGCCCUCUUGGAGAAACAUGCUCAGCGUCGAUGACGUUCCCUGCCUUUGGGAUCAUCGUAUUGGAGGAUCAACGGUGUUCCCUUGCGCAGGGUAUAUCGUUAUGGCCGGUGAAGCCAUGCGCCAGGUCACUGGGUGUCACAAGUACCGCCUAAGAAACCUUCGCAUGUCUAAGGCAUUGACGCUCGACGAUCGUGGCCGAGUAGAAGUUGUGUCAAACUUCCGACCAGCGAGACCCACAGACGAGCCUGGCUCAGGUUGGUAUGAGUUCUCCAUAUCAAGUUUUCGGAUGGGUUCAUGGGUCAAGCAUUGCACAGGACAAGUGCGAAGCGAAGCGUCCUCGCCUACUCCACGAGAUAUCAGAGGACUACCAAGAUCUGUAACUUCUCAUUCUUGGUACGAAAACCUGAAGGAGCGUGGACUCGAAUAUGGGCCCAAAUUCAGACUGCUCCAGCAUAUAUCCGCUCACCCGACACAACUUUCAGCGACUGCCAGCUUGGAGAGAGAUAGGUCUUCUGAUAUCGUUAAUGCUCCUGACAUCGACCAAUGCCUGCAGCUUGUAGCAGUUGCCAUGUCCAAUGGUCUGUCUCGAAGGUGCAACACUGUAGGAAUGCCUGUGUAUAUCCAGGAAGUCUUCGUUGGUAAGGCGGGGCCUGACAUGUUUCUUGAAGCUACCGCAGCGGGAACAACACUGGGAAUGACUUCUGGUUCCGCAUGGGGCCAGUCGGGAGCUGAAGUUGGAAUCAAAAUUGAUGGUGUUGAGUUUAUGGGCUUUGAUGAAGGCUCACGGGGAGACGGUGAUCAAAAACUGUGCUCCAAUCUGGUGUGGGCUCCAGACGUAGAUCUAGUACCAGAGGGUCGUCUUCUCAUGCCUUCCAACCAAUCAAUGUCUACCAUUGAUGAUGCUUACGCCCCAAAGCAACAGUUCUUUGACAUGUGCAUCAUUGAAACUGCACGGCUAAUCACCGAUUUAGAACCAGCCUCAGAGCACCUGCGCAAGUAUCAGCAUUGGAUGACCAUGACUUCAGCUCAGGUCCUCAAAAAUAUCCAUUCAAAGGUACUAGCUACAGACAGAGAAUUCUUGCAAGUGCCUCGAGGUGACUGGACCAAGAUACUGGCCGGCCUAAAGUGGCAGAUCGAUGAAACAAUGCCACUCAGCAAACAUUUCGCUGAGCUUUCGCUUGUUGUCUUGGAAAAUUGCACUGAUAUCGUGCAGGGUAGAUGCCAACCUUUGGGUCUGCUGAUGGAAAAUGAUGGACUAUCGCGGCUCUACAACACUGGAACAAGCAGAAAUUACGAAGAGUUCUUGAGGCUCCUAGGGCACUCUCAGCCCGACCUUCAGAUUAUCGAGAUUGGAGCGGGCACGGGAGCAACAACAGCAAGAGCACUACAAUGCCUCCAUCGUGAAGGAAAGAUCCGCCAGUAUUCACGAUACGUGUUUACUGAUAUUUCUUCGGCUUUUUUCCGGCCAGCCAUGGAGCGAUUCAAAAAAUAUGAGGCUGUUGAAUACGCGGUGUUAGAUAUCAGUCAGCCUCCGGUGGACCAGGGAAUCGAAUUCGCAAGCUUUGAUCUAGUCAUUGCGUCGAAUGUACUUCAUGCUACAUGCAGUAUACAAGAGACCCUGAAAAAUGUCAAAUCCCUACUCAAGCCCGGUGGGCGAGUCUUGAUCGAAGAAAUAUGUUCUGGUGAGUUGAAGAAAUCGGGAUACAAUUUCGCAAACGAGGACUGGGCUGACACAAUUGAAGAGGCCCAACCAAUUGACUUCAUCAUGGGUGUGCUCCCUGGCUGGUGGAUAGGCGAACACGACAAGCGUGUAAACGCCCCGUAUAUUUCGGUAGACCGCUGGCGCAGCGAGCUACAAGAAGCCGGAUUUGAAAAUUUUCACUCGGCACCAGGUGAAGCAGAGAUCUACAUGACCUCAAUAUUAGCGUCUAUUCCCCCGCUAUCUCGUAGCGAAGGGAGUUCAGUGAGCAUACUGUGCAAUUCGCAGAGACCUCAAUGGGCAGUUCAAGUUGCUGAAAGGAUAGAGGCUCUGGGUUUCCCAGUCCGUUGGUGUACACUCUCAGAGCCGCCUCCUGCCAACGAAGACGUUAUCUCCUUCCUGGAUAAUGAAGAACCGUUUUUGUAUUCCUUGACGAACACUCAACUGGCCCAGUUUCAAGAGUAUCUCUCUUCAUGCACAUCUACCCGUGUUCUGUGGGUGACUCGCAGCUCCCAGAUGCGUUGUCCAGAUCCUCGUUAUGGGUUAACUCUAGGUUUUGCGCGGACAAUGCGUACGGAAUACGAAAUGGACUUUGAUACUAUCGAGCUGGAAGAGUUUGAUCACAUCUCGGGGAUCGCUGUCGUUGAGAUGUACAGGAAGUUUCAACAGCAGCGAUUCCGAGAGAAUGAAACAGUUGAUCAUGAGUUCGCUAUCCAGGACGGAGUGAUUCAUAUUCCCAGAUACCACUCGAAAAAGGACGAUGUGGAGAUCGAUGUCAAAUUCGUGGGCCUCAACUUCCGCGACCUGAUGGUGAGCCUGGGUAUGUUGCAAGGCAAGAGCGAUAUUGGAUUAGAGGGAAGCGGCGUGGUUCGACGAGUUGGGAGUGAUGUUGCACAUGUCCAUGAAGGUGAUCGAGUGUUAUUUCUGGCUUCGCCGGCUUUUAGUACCCGUGUCGUUGUUUCGGGAGCUUUAGUGGUCGCGUUGCCGGCUGAGCUUCCCUUAGAUCAAGCGGCCACAAUCGGAUGUGCAUACACUACUGCGGUAUACUGUCUGCUGAAUUUGGGACGACUACAGAAAAACAUGUCAGUGUUAAUUCACUCUGCUGCUGGUGGAGUAGGCAUCGCAUCCAUCAUGCUCUGUCAGAUGCUCGGUGUACAGAUCUUUGCUACGGUUGGCAAUCAAGAGAAAGCACAAUAUCUCAUUGAAACCUUUGGAAUCCGGAAAGAGCAUAUCUUCGACUCUCGGAGUACUUCCUUCGCGCCGAACCUGUUGAAGAGAACACGAGGCCAAGGCGUGGAUCUAGUCCUCAAUUCUCUGGCGGGAGAUCUCUUGCUAGCAUCAUGGGAGUGUGUAGCUGAAGGAGGCAUGAUGGUGGAAAUUGGUAAACGCGACUUGAUGGGUCAUUCUAUGCUGCCCAUGGAUCGGUUCCUUGCAAAUCGAUCUUUUAUGGGUGUUGACAUUCUUUCCCUCGCCAAAUCACGACCUCAGGUCGUAUUAGAAUGUUUGAAAACAAUUUCGACUCUUUUGGCCAAGAAAUCCAUUGCGCCUAUUCAGCCGAUACGUAGAUUUGCAGCCGAUCAAAUAACCGACGCAUUCAAGCAUAUGCAAGAGGGGAAACACAUGGGUAAAAUCGUCGUUGAAAUGCCGAAUGAUACCAGCUCACUUCCCAUGACCAAGACACCGGCACAAAUCUCUUUCUGCGAGGACGUCGCCUACCUUCUGGUCGGUGGUCUUGGUGGCUUAGGCCGUGCAGUAGCGCAAUGGAUGGUUGAGAAUGGUGCCAGAAACCUGGUCUUCCUUUCCCGCACUGCAGGAACUCGCGAUAAAGAUGUCAAGUUUAUCUACGAGCUAGAGCUCCAAGGGUGCCAUCCCCUCUUGAUUCAGGGUGAUGUUGCCAACCUGGAGGAUGUCAAAAGGGCCGUUGCUGCCAGCGGCAAGCCGAUGAAGGGUGUCAUCCAUAUGGCAAUGCUCAUGAAGGACUCUCCUUUCUUUAGCAUGACUCACGACCAGUGGACGGAAGCAUUGCGCCCCAAGGUUGAAGGAGUCUGGAACCUGCACAAAGCCUUGCAAUCUGACAAGCUCGACUUCUUCCUCAUGUUCAGCUCUGUCGCAGCAGCAGCUGGCUCUGCUGGGCAGGCAAAUUAUACCGCGGCCAAUACCUUCCUUAAUGCCUUCGCACGUUACCGGCAGUCUUUGGGUCUGACAGCAUCUGUUCUCGAUGUUGGUUGGAUUACUGAUGUCGGCUAUGUCAGCCAGCGUCCCGAGCUCUUGGAUAUGAUGCGGUCCAAAGGCUUCAUUCCACUGCGCGAGAUCCAUCUCCUUGCUGCCAUGCAAUUACUCUUGGCCCCGCCCAAACUGGUCGAUGGAGCGCCAUCCAAAUUUAGUGAAGAAUACCACCUCUCGAUCGGGUUAGGCCUCCUAUGGAACCAGGCUUCCGGUGAUGUACGAUGCAAAGAUGCCCGGUACCGUCACGACCCAGCGGUAGAAGUCGCCCGCCUCCGGCCGCGCUCUUCAGAGACAAGUAAUAUCAAAACUUUUCUUCACUCUGUGGAAAAAAAUCCCGAAAUCUUGAAGCUUGCCCCUACGGUUGAUUUUCUCAAUAAGGAAAUGGCACUUUUGAUGGGGCCAUAUUCGGCCGCUGUCAAGAACGAAGAUUGGGCGGCUAUGGCUGAAAUCUCGGUGGACUCGCUGGUUGCCGUGGAAGCUCGAGCAUGGUUGAAGCGCAACCUUGAGGUGGAGCUUGGCCUAGUCGACAUCGCGACAGCAGGCACUGUUGGCGGUGUUGUUACUCUCACCAUAGCUGCGCUAAGCCUGAAACACGCCGCUAAACGGUGA